AUGCGGAAAUAUCUUAUCAAAGGUGGCAAUGUCCUCCUCUUUAAUGAGGAAAAGAGGGCAUCAUUUCCAAAGCUCGAUAUCCUUGUCGAGGGCAAUAUCAUCUCCAAGAUUGGACCAAAUCUAGACUUCAAGGAUCCAACUCUCGAGAUCAUCGAUGCGACCGACCAUAUUGUGUCUCCCGGCUUCAUCGAUGGCCAUCGACAUGUAUUCCAGUCUCAGUUGAAGACUACAGUCGGGGAUCAUAUCUUUGUCGACUAUUGCGCCCAUCUUUUGCAAGGCCGUAUGACGUUCCUUGAUGCCGAUGAUAUGUAUCUUGCGCAACUAUCUGGCGCAUCAGAAGCCAUAUGGUGUGGCGUCACCACCGUCAUGGACCAUUCGCACGUUAUCAUGUCGAGGGAUUAUGCAACGAAGUGCAUCGAUGCGACAAUCGAAUCCGGUAUUCGAAGUAUAUAUUGCGUUGCACCCUUCGCCAAUCCUCAGUCGUUAAACCCAAUGGUUCUACCGGAUAUGGAUGUGAAGCAUCCUGAGCAGAUAGAGCUCUUCAAGUCUCUAUCCCAACAAACUCCGCUAGGCGGGUCCAAGAAUGAUGGACGAGUGACGCUUGGUCUGGGUUUUGAUACCAUGAACCAUCGACCUGUGGAAGAGGCGCGUGAAGUCCUUCAAUAUGCAAAGGAUAGCGGCAUUCAUGUCACAUGCCACGAUGUAGAGCGAUUUAAUCUUCCAUCGCUCGAAUACCUGAGAAAAAACGCCUUGCCUUUACCGCCCAUUACCAUGUCCCAUACCUGCGAACCUGACCAGACCAGAAUUGAUUUCGUGAGGCGCAAUAACAUUGGAAUUAUAUCUACUCCGGAAUCCGAGCUGGCGAUGAGCCACGGUAUUCCGUCGGCUUUUGAUUUCCUUCGAUCAGGUUGCCGUAUAGGCCUCGGCAUAGAUUCCCCGGCAAUCUGCAGCGGAGAUAUGUUUUUCUGCAUGAGAUUAGCCCUACAGAACCAGAGGGCGCGAGAAAAUGCGACAUACCACGCCAGGAACAAGCUGCCGAAAGAAGUGACAGCUCGGGUGGAUGAAGUCCUAUACAUGGCCACAUUAGGCGGCGCACAUGCAAUUCACCGAGAAUCGGAGAUUGGAAGCCUGGAAGUCGGCAAAUUGGCAGAUAUCGUACUAAUCCGAACAGAUUCGCCCUCCAUGGUCUCGUCGGUGAAUUACGGCCCCGCCAUGGUCAUGCAUUGCCACCCAACUGAUGUGAGUACUGUGAUGAUCAACGGUGAAAUUGUCAAACGAGAAGGCAUAUUGCUUAGGGUGGACUGGAAUAAGCUUGUUGGGAAAUUGAGAGAGAAUCGACAGGUAUUGGAAGCACGAUGGGUUGAUGUAGACUGGGAUGUAACUAAAAGUGAGCUUACAAAACUUUGGUAUCUGGGCGGGGUCUUAGAGGAUUAG
This is a messenger RNA of Trichoderma aggressivum f. europaeum, 1434 nucleotides long. RefSeq lists its product as uncharacterized. Lineage: Eukaryota; Fungi; Ascomycota; Sordariomycetes; Hypocreales; Hypocreaceae. Gene Ontology annotation, molecular function: hydrolase activity, acting on carbon-nitrogen (but not peptide) bonds. The coding region runs from base 1 to 1434 and encodes 477 amino acids. The record is from RefSeq and is a predicted model, not a curated record. The transcript has a single exon.